AUGCCCAGGAAACUCAAUUACCUCAAGGUGUUUUGCUUUAUUGCCUAUCAUCUUUACUGCAGGCUUUUUGGGGACACCUACCCUUUGGUGUCCCUCUCCUGCUUCCAGAGCCCACAGCGAAUCCCAUAUGAUGAAGCUGUCAGACAAGAAUUCAGACCUGUGAAAGUUGGGGACUCCUUUGGACCUACGUGGUGGACCUGCUGGUUUAAAGUGGAGCUUAGCAUCCCCAGGGAAUGGACGGGAAAGGAAGUGCACCUCCUGUGGGAGAGCGACGGGGAGGGGAUGGUGUGGCGGGACACACAGCCAGUCCAGGGUUUGACGAAAGAAGGGGAGAAGACCAGCUAUAUCCUGACAGAAGCCCUCAAAGAGACAGACCCUCACAGUCUUACUGUCUACGUGGAAGUUGCCUGCAAUGGUCUCUUCGGGGCAGGAAAAGGCAGCCUCGUUGCACCUCCUGACCCUGAGAAGAAGUUCACCCUGAACCAGGCGGAACUUGUGGUCUUCCACAGGGAUGUCUAUGAGCUGCUGGUGGAUUUUGAGAUACUAGUGGACAUGGCCAAGUUCCUUGGGGAGGAAAACCAGCGGAGCUUCCAGGCGCUGUACGUGGCCAAUCAGAUGGUUAAUCUGCUUGACGUCACGGACCCCGCUACCUUCCCUGCAGCGCGGCAGCUCGCUUCCUCCAUCUUCAGCCAGAAGAACGGAGACAGCCAGCACACGAUCCACGCGAUGGGGCACUGCCACAUCGAUUCUGCCUGGCUGUGGCCAUACGAGGAGUCUGUCCGCAAGUGCGCUCGCAGCUGGGUGACUGUCAUACGCCUGAUGGAGAAGAACCCGGAGUUCACGUUUGUCUGCUCACAGGCCCAGCAGUUUGAGUGGGUGAGGAACCGGUAUCCUGGCCUGUAUGCUCAGAUUCAGGACUUUGCCAAAGAAGGGCGGUUCAUACCUGUCGGCGGCACCUGGGUAGAAAUGGACGGGAAUCUUCCCAGUGGCGAAUCCAUGGUGCGUCAGUUCCUGCUGGGACAGCGGUUUUUCCAGCAGCAGUUUGGGAGGCUCUGCUCAGAGUUCUGGCUGCCCGACACGUUUGGCUACUCGGCCCAGCUGCCCCAGCUGAUGCGUGGCUGUGGGAUACGACGGUUCCUCACUCAGAAACUCAGCUGGAGCCUGGUGAACACCUUCCCGCACAGCACCUUUUUCUGGGAAGGCAUCGACGGCUCCCAAGUUCUGACCCAUUUCCCGCCAGGCAAUUCCUAUGGGCUACAAGGUCAAGUGGAGGAGAUGCUGAAAACCAUGAACAACAACAGAGACAAGGGCCAGGUGAACCACAGCACCGCGCUCUUUGGGUUUGGAGACGGAGGCGGCGGCCCCACCCAGAAGAUGCUGGACAGGCUGACAAGAAUGAGAGACGUAGAUGGGUUACCCAGGGUUCAGAUGUCCACACCGGAUCAGUUUUUCUCUGUGCUGGAGAAGGAAGAGCCCCAGCUGUGCACCUGGAUAGGAGAAUUGUUCCUGGAGCUGCACAACGGCACUUAUACGACCCAGGCCCAGAUAAAGAAAGAGAAUCGGGAGUGCGAGCGGAUACUCCAUGAUGUUGAAGUACUGAGUAGUUUUGCUCUGACCCAGAACAGUACCUUCCCAUAUCCUUCCAGCAAACUGGAGCAUCUCUGGAGGCUGCUGCUCCUGAAUCAGUUUCAUGACGUGCUGCCGGGCAGCUGCAUCCAGCUAGUUGUGGAGGAUGCCCUGAGGUAUUACGCAGAAAUCCUUUUGCCGACUGGUCCAGAGACAGCAGAAAGCCUCCUUGUUCUAAACACUUUGCCCUGGGAACGGACUGAAGUCAUCUCCAGGACCGGAGAAGAGACCUUAGCCCUGGUGAAGGUGCCUAGCAUGGGCUACUCUGCCGUGAAGGAUUCCUUAACACCGCCUCAUCCCGUGACAGUGGUGAAGCAGGCGGAUGGCUCUGUUACCAUGGAGAACGGGGUGAUCGCAGCUCACCUGGACUCCAUGGGACGCGUGAUAUCGCUUCGCUUGGUGCACUCGGGGAGAGAGUCGGUCCAGGAUGGCCACUGUGCUAACCAGUUUGUGAUAUUUGAUGACAUUCCCUUGUACUGGGAUGCUUGGGAUGCGAUGGAUUAUCACCUGGAAACCAGGAAGCCAAUCACAUCUCUUCUGAAGCCCCUGGAAAUCGUCCUAGCUGGGGGCCUGCGUGGAAGCGUGAAAUUCUCUCUGCAGAUCAGUGAGCGGAGUGUCAUCACCCAGGAGGUGAUCCUGGAUGCCAUGUGUCCUUAUCUUCGGUUCCUGACCCAGGUGGACUGGAAUGAGGCUCACCGAUUCCUGAAGGUGGAGUUCCCCUUGCGGGUUCGGAGCAUGAAUGCAACGUAUGAGAUUCAGUUUGGGCACCUGCAGAGGCCGACGCACUGGAACACGUCCUGGGACUGGGCUCGAUUCGAGGUGUGGAGUCACAAGUGGAUGGACCUCGGGAUCAGCUGCCUGCCCAUUCUGCCAGCGCCGCGGGCGUUCGCUCUCAUGGCAGGACUCCCCGCAGCACUGCCACGGAGCCUGCGGGGCAGGGCGCAGGAGACCCUGCUGCGAGACGGGGUGGCAGGGCGGCUUGACGCUAGCCAGGGCUGUGCACGUGGACUCGCGCUUUCAGGGAGCGGGGCUGGGUUUAGUCACGGCCAGGGGAAGAGGCUCCACUCCAUUAAUCCGCCCCUCUCCUCCAGGCUGAGAGCCCCAAAGUCACCUGAUGCCACUGCAGAUAUUGGGCACCAUCAGUUCACCUACGCCGUGAUGCCCCACAGGGGCUCCUUCCAGGAGGCGGGUGUAAUCCAUUGUGCCUACAGUUUGAACUACCCUCUGCACACUAUUCCUGUUGUCUCGGUGCCAUGUCCAGCCUGGAGCGCCUUCUCCGUGGACUCCCCAGCUGUGGUGCUAGAAACCGUCAAACAGGCUGAGGACAGGCUGGACAGCCUGGUGUUGAGGCUGUAUGAGUCAUAUGGCAGCACAGUGGUCACAUGGCUCCGGACUGCCCUUCCCAUCAAGGAAGCAAUCGACUGUGACCUCCUGGAACGGCCGGACCCCAGCAGCCAUCUGCCACUGGGGGAGCAUGGCCUAACACUCUCCUUUACGCCGUUCCAAGUGCGCUCUCUCCUCCUGAUCUUGAGGCAGUAAGAGGGCGACUGCUGCUGGCAGCCCGGCCCUUAUCCCAAAACCGGGCAGAGCUCCCCAUGCUCUGGGCGGUUCGCUAGCUGCUCAAACCACGGGCGCUUCGGCACCAUGACGACACAGCCGAGGUGGUGAAGAAUGCACCGUCGGUCUCUGUGUGCUCCAAGCAGACAGGACUGGGCAGAGAUGGGCUGCGGUGGAGGGCGUGUCUGCGCUGAUUCUGAGUGUAAAUGCCUGACUGGUGGGGCACUAACUUGGGGGCGAGGACCACAGUGAGCAUCCUGAAUAGAGUCCUUCCCCUUUCAGGCGAGUGGUGCAGGGGUUUGAUCCUGGAUAUGAUCAGAAUCGGUUUCUUUUACUCCAUGUCCUACAGCGCUACAGGCCUGUGCUUCCUAACGAGUUUUCUUUCAAUCGCUAACACUGGCAACUUCACUUUUUCUCCAGAGAUGCAGCUGCUUUCUGUAAAACCCAAAGAAAAGCCUGGAUCAGUUGCAGAGUAAAGCUCUGACUGACUCUUGCCUGUGGCCCUUCACUCAGCCCAGCACAAGGCAGGUCAUAAAAUCCCUAGUGUAGGAGCUGCAAAGGGACCCAGGCUCCUCAGACCUAUUUUUAGGCUCCAAGCUCCUGUUUAGCUGCUGUCUAACCCUGCAGGUAGCCUAGGUUUUGCAGAAGUUCCCUUGUUGCCUGGGUCUCUGCCUGUUCACAGGCGCAUUGUUGCCUCACUCAGGGUAUCCAGCGCCUGCCUCCCACCCCACAGGGAGGGAGCAAGAAGUCCUGGGUGUGGCCCACUGGCAUGGGGAGAGGCAGCCUAGCUGCACGGGACAACCCAAAAGUCCCUGCCUGUCAGCUGGAGUCCAGAGCAGCGAUGGGGAACCUGCGGCCCAGCGGCGUUCUACAUGUGGCCCACCAGACACUUUGUUCACUGUUGCCCAUGGGCAGGGCUGUCCAAUUCUGCUGGUUUCUGUCGGGUUUUUCCUGACUGUGUGACCAGGCAGGUAGGGCAAGCAAAGGCCCCCACGCUGAGAGCCUGGCGCUCCCUGUCCCAGCGCUGCCCUAGUUCAGUCGGCCCCCCAGUGCCCACUUAGCACAAUACCCCAUCCCGGGAAUGCGUCUUGAUUAAGACGCCUGGCGGCCCCCUGCGCCAAAGGAUGUUGCAUAAAAAGCUUGAGCCUGAGCUUACUUGAUUUUACACAAAUACACUAAACUGUAAGGUCUGAGGUUUUAAACUGCAACUCAUUGUAA
This is a messenger RNA of Pelodiscus sinensis (Chinese soft-shelled turtle), 4401 nucleotides long. The record is from RefSeq and is a predicted model, not a curated record. Lineage: Eukaryota; Metazoa; Chordata; Testudines; Trionychidae.